GAGUCGUUGCUAAGGCACGCGAGAGGGAAAAACUGUGUCUCUAACUUUCUAUGCUUUCGACUCUCUUUUGACAUUAUAAUUUCUCUCGACAAAGCCUUACCCUGUCAACACCGUUGCGAUACUGGAACGGACAUAGAGAGGAUCUAGAAGUAUUACCUUAAGGUGAUAUGUUCAUACUAAGUUAUUAAAGAUUCUUGCCACUGAAGUAAGGCCUACAUACAAAACCUAUUUAUACAGAAUGCCUGAAACGACAAAGCCUUGUAGCAGUAUAGAUGGAUUGGGGAUUUUUGAUGAGGUGUUUCCAGAUGAUGUUUCAAUCAGUGACCUAUGUGACUGUGGGCGACAUAAAAGACAGCACAGUCACAAAAUUAUUCAAUCAGACAAACGAGAGCCUUUUCCAAAAUCAGACUACAUGUCCACGUUUGAAGCAGUGCGACACCCAAGACCAAGGUCUUCUAAGCGUCCACCAAUCCAGCAAUGGGAUCCUAGGUUACCUCCCAUGUAUAUUUCCACCAAUCAGAGAGAUUCGUUUAAAGAUUUGGGAAAUGUAGAGAGAGUCAGGCCAAUCAUUCAGGUUGAUAAAUAUGAGCCUUCAUCUGAACCUAUGGAAGUGACAACAUAUUACUCUCAGGAGUUUACUCCUAAGCAGUUAAGUAAUGAAAACAAUCGCCCUCCGCCUCGCCGAGAUUUGAUCCAGCGUGAGCCUGCAAUCUUUGAAGACAUGACCACCAACAAACAACACUUCAAGAGAUGGGUGCCUCAGCCAACACUGAGUUUUGGGGAGCUUCCCAGUUUUACAGGAUCAAUUCUAUAUCCUGAUAAAGAAAACAUCCCAUCUUCAACCACUCAUCACACCUACACUGGAAAAUUUGUGGCUCCUCCACCUCCUGCUAAAAUACCAGAUUCCAGUAUUAAAUUGGAAGGAGAGCACUUGUUUGACACAACCCACAACUCCACCUACAAACAGAUAGAGGGUGACCACAGAGCCAGACAAACUCUACAGAAAGAUUCCACAACCUUAUCAAACCGCGGCAAGUUUCUGGGCGUGUCCCAAACACAGGAGGAUUUCCCAGGUUUUGGGAGAGAUCAGCCACGCCCGCCCCGAGCUGUUGACCCUCCCCAGCCCACCAUUGAUUUGAAGUUUGACAAUAAGCAAAGCUUUUCAACAGAAAACCGAGCAACCUACAAAGGCCAUGAUGUUAAACAGCACCCAGUGGUAGCUUCUUGCAAAAAGGAGGAAGAAAAUUUUAAACUGCCGUCAGUCAAGUUUGAAACUGAAACCUCCCAGAAGAGAGAUUAUCAGCCGAUUGAUCUGAAAGCAGCAAACGUUAAGGUUCGGGUUCCCAUGUCCACCCUAGCAGUUUCGUCGGAUGCACGUUUUGAUGGGAAGACAAUGAACAAUCACUUCUUUCCUGACUGGGGGGUCCAGCCUCGUGUUAGGUUUGGUGACUUCCACGAGAACAGACCAUACAUUCCCAGCAUGCAGCCCUUCAACGCACAAAGUGUGACUAAGUCCAGCUUUGUACCCAAGCCAGUAGAGCCCAUUAUAAAACAUCGCCCUGAAGAGAGGCCAAUGGCAAAAAGUGGGGAGGGCGAUUUUAAAACUGUGUACCAAGAAGAGUACCAGAAAAAACAGGCAAGAAUGUGUCGUGCUCAAGUAUUUCUAAUUCAGCAGGAGCUUAAAAGAAGGAAGAGGGAGGCUUUAAAGGAGCAGAAGCCAGAAGGAGAGACACGAGGAAAAUGUAACUCCGCACCAAAUACAACCACUUCUGUAAACUUAAACUCUAAAGCUCUGGCUUAGCAUUUAUUUCAACGGUUUUGGAAGAAAUAUUUUAUUGUGUUUUAAAUACAUUAUUUCUACUUUAUAAUAUGUACUAUAAUAGUCAACAAACUUUUAUAUUAUGAAUUUUAGACUUUUAUUUAAAAAGUAAAAACUUGGGUUAAAGGGUAAUAUCAUAUUAUUAUUUGUUGAUUGUGACUGCUGGUCUAAAGUUAAUAAUAUAAUGAUUGAAUAUUUGAUGAAUUUGAAAAAUUAGCUGUUUAUUUGUAGCAUAUAUUAUUUUUAAGAGAUGAAAAACUAAUGAAUUUUCUUGGAUACAGCCAAUUCUAAUCAGUUUGAAAUUAAUGUUGUACUUUAAUUAUUUAUAUUGGAGUAAUAAAAUGAGUCUACUUCCCUUAUUUCAGAGAUAAAUAAUCAACUAUCAGUGAAAUUUUUUCAGUAAACCAGCUUAGAUAUUAAAUCGUAUUGAUAAAAUUAUUGCAUUAUUUCAUAAAAAUGUAUUUGAUGAAUAUUCCCCAUUGCAUAAUAUCAAAAAAUUAACAAGACAAUCUUAUCCUGUUUAGAUAAAUGGCUAUUGAGUUGUAAAAAAUAUUUUGUUCAGAACCAAAAAAAUUACAGAUAUUACAGAAGUAUUUUUUUGUUCAUUCAGGUUUAAAGAGUGAACGUUAAUUCACUCCAAUGAAACACUUAAAAAAAGGUAAAAUGAGUCUGUAAUUUAAAUUACUUCUUGCUAUCAGCUGUAAAAAGUGUUCUGCUGAAAAAUUCUGAUGCCUUUUAAAAUGCCAAAAUAGAUAUAAACUUAUGAUUUCUGUUAUUAAAUCAAAUUUGUAUCAAUUUUUUGCCAUUUAAGUAUUAUAUAUACAACUGUAUAGCAUUUACACAACAUAUAAUAAUAUAUAUUUUUAAAAAUGUUAUGAAAUCAUUGAAUAUAAAUCUGAUUAUUUAAGAAAGCAAUACUCCAGAAAAUGGUAUUUUCUUUUGUGAUUUUAGAAUUAUAAAAUUGAUAAAGACUGCUUGACCAUUAUUUACAAACAAGCAAUAUUUCAAAAGCAUUUUGUUCAUAAUUGUUACCUUUUAUAUCAGAAAAUACAGCUUUAUUAUUAAAACUGAGAAAAAAGCAAUACUCCAAACAUGAUUUUUUUUUCUUUUUCAUUAUGAAAACAAGCAAUGAAUAUAUUAAUAUCUAUAAGUACAGCAAUUACAAUUUGAAGUGUGAUAUACUUUUAUAUCAAUUCAUCUUUCUUAUCUAAAUGAAGCAUUAAGACUUAAGUUUAUAAAAAAUGUUUCAUAAGAACAGAAACGAAGUAGAUAAAACACCAUUGGUGAUUUUUUUUUAUACUUGGUGUGACUAAAUGAUUUUUUAAUUAAUGUAGUCGGAGUGUAUUUUCAAAAAUCAAACUGUAGACUUAGAAUUGCACUUUUAAAAUACUUUUCAUUCAUGUAGUAAAAAGUUUGUCUUGUGCUACACUUUUUGAAAAUCAAAUUGUUAUGGAAGUUCUAUUGUUGUGUUCAUUUUCCUUUGUUCAACAAGUGUUUUACAGCAAUUUAAAGUAUUGCAUUAGAAGGAGCUCACCAGACACUUUGGAAAUAACUUUUGUUUAAUUGUGAAUAAGUUCCUAAAAAUAUCAUAUUUAUGUUAGCAAACUAAAACACUGCUGACUUUUGUUACAAUGAAAACUAUUAAUUCACGAGUUUAACUGUUAACAUAAUUCAAAUUAUCAUUCAAAUGAGAGAGUAAAAUUUCUUUCAGAAAUUCAAGUUAAAACUACAAAGAAUUUGUGUCACCAUUUCCAAGUACUAUUCUUGUAAUAACUGUAGACUGGUAAAAAAUGUUAUCUAAAACAAGAUAUUGCCAAAAUCUUAUAUUUUUUCCAAAAAGUUUGAAUAUCUGUUAGUUAUUCAAAUUCUCUUAAUGUAAUUAAUGAAUUAUUUAUUGUUUGCCUUAUUACUAUGUUAUUGAUGACAUUUGUCAAAAGCUAUUAGCCAUACAUUACAAUAUAAGGAUUAUAUUUUUUAAAGAUAACAUUCUUUUUGUGUACAAUAGAAAUAUCUAAAUUUUUGAAAGCAUUUUUUGAAAUGCACAACUUACUCUUUAUGUUUUUGAAAGAGAUUUUGUAACUUUGCAAAAGAAAAGCAUUAUCAAAUGUUAGAAACUGGUAUCUUGAAUGAGUACUAGAUCAAAUUGUCAAGAUUGCAAAUAUUCUGUCUCAAUUAUGUCUGUUUUAACAAAUAUUUUAUUGUGAUUUUUAUAUCAAAGUGUGAUAUUUUUUCAGCUUUUUUUAUACUGUGCUUUUAAAUCAAAUAAAUUUUUUUUUGAA
This is a messenger RNA of Physella acuta, 4098 nucleotides long. RefSeq lists its product as uncharacterized. The record is from RefSeq and is a predicted model, not a curated record. NCBI's taxonomy places the organism in Eukaryota, Metazoa, Mollusca, Gastropoda, Physidae. Gene Ontology annotation, cellular component: cytoskeleton. Gene Ontology annotation, molecular function: microtubule binding.